This is a messenger RNA of Myripristis murdjan (pinecone soldierfish), 874 nucleotides long. RefSeq names its product protein FAM111A-like. The record is from RefSeq and is a predicted model, not a curated record. Gene Ontology annotation, cellular component: nucleus; chromatin. Lineage: Eukaryota; Metazoa; Chordata; Actinopteri; Holocentriformes; Holocentridae. Gene Ontology annotation, biological process: DNA replication. The transcript is spliced from 3 exons. Bases 1 to 852 code for a protein of 283 amino acids.
AUGAAUCCAGCACCCAGUGUAGUGAGAGUGAAGGAAGAGAAGGAGACUAUGACUUACAGAGAUCAAACCAGACCAAGAGACACCUUCACAGGGCAGAUAUGUUACGUCUUCAUUCAUAAAACUGGAGGUGCAAACACCACAGGAAAGAAGCCGUUAAAACAUUACACUUUCAGAAAGGCUGAUUAUCUGUGUGUCUAUGCAGAGAGGGGGAUGACUGUGGAAGAAGCUAUCAAAAGAGAUGGUCGCUUCAUUGAUGAACUCAGCAACUUCACCUUACACACUGAGAGUAGGUCCUUACACAGAGGCCCCCCUCAGGCACAACAGAAGCCCAACAUAGAGCUUCCACCAGGGCUACUUCAGAUAUGUGGUCCAAUACCUGAAAAUGGUGAAGCCUGCAUUAUCGGUCACCCUGCAGGUGGUGUGAAACAAAUGGAUCCCACAUGUAUCAUGGAAAAAGUGAAGAGAGAGGAGGCUGCAGACAGUCGUUUAAAGACCCACAAUGCCACUCUGUUUGCUCUUUACCCAAUCCUCCAAAAUUUAGAAAAAAGAGGCAUUAAAAACAUCAUGCUGGGUGGAAGUAAAGUGGAUGAUGUAGUGACAUACAACACUUUCAUGUAUCAUGGCUCCUCUGGCUCCCCAGUGUUUGAUGCUCAUUGCAGGGUGUUUGGUUUGCACACUGCUGGUUUUACCUAUAAGUUUUCAAACGCUAAACACAGUGCAAUAGAGUUUGCCCAUCCUCUGAUUGACAUACUUAAGAAAUUUGUGAUGAAUCCGAAGAGAGAUCAAGAGCUUUUGGAGAGAGUUAGGAAAGCAGUAGAGAGCAUUGAACUGGAGGAAGUGACGUGCUGCUGAAAAAAGGAACUUGUGAUCAACA